AUGGAGAUUCACAGCCUAUGCCAGGCCGAGUGUGCGAAGUUGGCUGAAGACACUACACCGUCAGCGGCUCAAAACCAGGUGAUCCUACCGGCGAGGAACUCAUGUCUAUCGCCUCUGAAACUAAAUAUAAAUCCGGCUGAAUAUUGGCCUGCGGCAUACGAUGUGAGUCCUUUGAGCAUUAUAGAGAGGAGCGAUAGACUCAACGACUACAAAUCGCCAUAUGACAAGAUUAAACGGCAAGCGAGGAGUCCUUUGGACGCGAAGUUGGGUGACUUGAAAGAUGGAUUUGUAUACCUGUAUGAGGUCGAAGGAAACAACGGAUUCGUCAAAAUCGGAUAUACCAGUCGUACCACGGAUGAGCGUCAUGAGGAGUGGGCUUUUGCAUGCAAUCGAACUCCCAAAUUACUCUAUCCAGAUUCACCAAAUCGCCAAAAAGUUCCAUGUGCCCGCCGCGUCGAGGCUUUGUGUCACGCGGAGCUCAUCAUCGACGGCUCAGAAUCUAUUGCACGGGUUGCUUGA
This is a messenger RNA of Aspergillus viridinutans, 519 nucleotides long. Its product is annotated as GIY-YIG nuclease family protein. The record is from RefSeq and is a predicted model, not a curated record. NCBI's taxonomy places the organism in Eukaryota, Fungi, Ascomycota, Eurotiomycetes, Eurotiales, Aspergillaceae. The transcript has a single exon. Bases 1 to 519 code for a protein of 172 amino acids.